This is a messenger RNA of Venturia canescens, 2413 nucleotides long. RefSeq lists its product as uncharacterized. Bases 1 to 2349 code for a protein of 782 amino acids. Gene Ontology annotation, cellular component: plasma membrane. The record is from RefSeq and is a predicted model, not a curated record. NCBI's taxonomy places the organism in Eukaryota, Metazoa, Arthropoda, Insecta, Hymenoptera, Ichneumonidae. Gene Ontology annotation, biological process: detection of chemical stimulus involved in sensory perception of smell; sensory perception of smell. Gene Ontology annotation, molecular function: olfactory receptor activity; odorant binding. The transcript is spliced from 11 exons.
AUGCAAACAUUAUCGUUGAAUUUUGCAAUUUUUAAAUGUUGCGGUUUGUGGCGACCGUUUCUGUGGUUCACUGGUUGGAAAGUUGCACUUUACCGCUGUUAUUCAUUCUUCUCGUUCCUUCUCAUUUCGUCAUUCCUAGUAUCUGCCUGCGUCGAGCUCUUUGCCUCGUUCGACAGUGUUGAGGAGUUCGCGCUUGGUUCUUUUUUGUUUUUAACUAUGGUCGGAGUGUUCACAAAAAUGAUCCUCUUGAUUCAAAAACAACAAGAAAUUAUCAAUCUCACGGAUGCUAUGGGAAACGACGUUUGUCAACCUCGCGAUAGAAUGGAAAUCGAAAUGAUAGCAAGCAGCGAACGCGAUGCUGAAUGGAUUUUCUUCCGGUAUACAGCCCUCACAAUGUCAUCGACAAUUUAUACAGCGAUCAAGUCAAUGAUUGUGAAUAUGCCUAACCGGAAACUAACUUACAAAAGCUGGUUUCCGUACGCCUACGAUGCAACACAAAUCGUUUACCUUUCUACAUUCAUCCAUCAAACCAUAGCUGUUGCUAUGGGUGCAUUGAUUAACAGUGCCUUCGACACAUUUUUCCCUGGUCUCAUUAUACUCACUUGCUCUCAAAUAAAAAUUCUCAAAUAUCGCUUCGAGGCUUUACCGCAGAUUAUAGGCAAACGAAAAAAGUCAUCGGAGAGCAAUUGCGACGAAGACGACGAGAAAGAAAACCAAGAACUGGAGGCUCAACUGUUGACAGAUUGCAUCAGGCAUCAUGUCCGAAUAUUUCAAUUAGCCAGUACGCUCAACGGCAUCUUCGGUUUCGUUGCCUUUCUACAAUUCAGUAUCAGCUCUCUCGUACUCUGCGUCAGCGUUUACGAACUUACGAAAGAAGAACUAUUCAGUCCAGAUUUUGUUUCUACCGUCAUGUAUCUCGCUUCGAUGCUCAUGGAGAUAUACAUUUUCUGCUACUACGGAAACGAAUUAUCACUUCAGAGUGUGGAUAUUUGUCAGGCUAUUUAUAGAAUGGACUGGACGUCGUUACAUAUCGGGACGAAAAGAAGUCUCAUUGUAAUAAUGCUAAAUUCGCAACGACCGAUUACUUUUGUAUGCUAUAAUGUCAUAUCAUUGUCACUCGAUGCAUUUACCAGCCUCAUCAAAUUAUCAUACUCUGUUUACAACUCAGUUCUCGAUCCGAUGGCUAUUUGGAGAGCGAUUCCUUGUCCCCCAUGCGAAAGUAAUUGGCGAUUUAUUUAUUCACGAAUGUUGCGAAGUUUCUGUGAAGGAAGAGAGUCAAUAAGAUGCGACGAUAUUCGCAUGAGAGUGUGCACGUUUCUCAUAUCCCAGUUGAUUCAUCUCCUACAAACGAUUGAAGGAGCGAUCGAAGAUUUUGCCACUAACACUUUUAUGCUCAUUACGACCAUUUGUGUAACAUGCAAAAUGGGAAACUUGUUAAAACAUCAAGAGCUUAUCGAAAGCAUCAUCGACAUUUUUCACAACGAUAUUUGUGCAGCUAAAAGUUCCAAUGAGAUUGAAAUCCAAAAUGAGUCUGAAAAAAAAAUGAGAACUUGGAUAAUUUUCAACCAAUCACUCGUUGGCUUCACGAUUGUGACAAUCACGAUAAGUUCUUUCGUGACACGAAGUCUCCCAUUUAACGGCUGGAUACCAUUCGAGCACAAAACGUUCGUCGGUUUCUGGUGCGCCUACGCCCACCAAACAUCGGCGUGCGUUUUUUGUGCAGCGAUUGGAAGUUCUUUCGAUCUGUUUAUCUGCAAUCUACUGAAUCUCGCGUAUGCACACUUGGAAAUUCUUAAAGCCAGACUGCAAUGGAUACCUUCAGCGAUCGAUGAAACUUCGGGAAACUGGGAGCUAUUUUCUGGAGAGGCCACGAGGAAUCUAGAAGCAAGAAUUCUCAGAAAAUGUGUUUACCAACACCUUUAUGUCAUAAAAUUCACUAAAUCAGUGAACGAAACAUUCGGGACAGUGAUAUUCAUCCAAUGUGCUGUGAGCACGUACGUCCUUUGCAUCAGUACGUACUUGAUAACGAGAGUGCCUGUAUUUAGUCCCGAAUUUACAUUUCUGAUGGCAUACAUGAACUGCAUGCUUGUCCAGAUAUUUUUAUACUGCUGGCAUGGGAACGAAUUGAUUUUACAGAGUUUAGCAGUUGGUGACGCAGUUUUCGGAUUAGAUUGGCCAUUUCUGAGUGUCAAAACGAAACGAACGUUAAUUACGAUAAUGGCUCGUACACUGAGACCAAUAAUAUUCACGAGUGGUCACGUCGUUACUCUGAAUCUCGAAUCCUUCAACAGUCUUCUGAAACUAUCCUAUUCAACUUACAACGUACUUCAAAAAUCACCGGAUCAGUGAAAACGACGAUGAAAGAAAAAAUGAGUAUACGAACCGAUAAAUACUAAUGGUAGUCAAUAAAAAC